CGCAGCCCGUUCUACUCCCCUUUCGAUUUGUCUCUUUUGUUUGCAUUGGCACUGGUGCCCGAUAGCUACUUUGUUCACUCCGAAAGUCCAUCUGUCUGUUCUUGUUCGAACAACAUUCCCUAAAACUAUAAAUACUCUGGACCGUGUCACCACCCCUAUAAUUACCAUGUCUCCCAACACCACCAAGCCCCAUAUCGUUCUCCUCAGCCUCGAGCACGAGACUUUCCACGACUCGGCUCUUGCCCCUAUCGUUGCCGCCAUCGAAGCCAAGGCCCACAUCGUCCAUGCCAAAAACAACCUGGCCGCUCUCGAGGCCAUCGCUCGUAACCCCAAGGGUAUUCUCGUCACCGACGCCGGAGUUGAGCGUGCUGAGGCCGCUCGCGUUCUCGCCGCUCUUGUUCAGUACACCCGGAAUGGCGGUACCGUCGUAUUUGCUGGCCAGUUCAGCAGCAACAUCUCUUCGGUCGAGCUCGAUACCUUCUUCCGCCCAUGGGGUCUCAACUGGAGCUGCGGUUCCUACACCCGCUCUACCCACCAUCUCAGCCCUCGCAGGGCUGAGAGGCUUCAUGGCAACGACAAGCUUUCCUACGAGUACACCAUGAAGGCCGUCAACCUCAAGGUUCCUUUCGACCACCACGUCUUCUACGGUGCCAAGGACGAGUGGGAUGAGGCGCCUGCCGUCUACGCUCGCGUUGACGAAGGUUGGGUGGGCUAUCUCGGCGACGUCAACAGCGAAGAGCCUUCCGUCGAGGUUAUUCUCUCCAUGUUGAACCUGAUUCACGAGCACGUUCAGAACAAGCCCCACGUCGUCAUCCUCAGCCUCGAGCAUGAAGAUUUCCACGACGCCGUCUUGGCCAACCUUCGCGUCGCCCUUGAGCGCCACUCGCACGUCUCUCACAUCAAGCACCACUCCACUGCUGUUGACGCCAUUGCCCGCAACCCCAAGGCUAUUCUCGUCACCGACGCCGGCAUCAAGCGCCGCGAGCACUCCCACGUUCACGCCAAGCUCGUUGAGUACACCAAGUGGGGUGGAAUCGUCGUUUUCGGUGGACAAUUCAGCAGCAAUGUUUCCCCCGUUGAGCUCGACAAGUUCUUCACUGCCUGGAAUUUGGACUGGAGCUGUGGCUCUUACCGCCGCUUGUUGUACAACUUGAACCCGGCUCGCUACGAGAAGCUCAAGGGCAACGACAAGCUGGCUUUCGAGUACAGCGUCAAGGCCCUCAACGUCAGGGUCAACAACUCCGCCCACGCCUUCUACGGUCCCUCUGCCGACAGCGGUUCAGUUACUCCCUCGACCGUCAGCGACUGCACCCACCGCUCCGCAGUCGGCGACGACGAGGCCCCAGCUGCGUACGCCAAGGUCGGUGACGGUUGGGUCGGCUACCUCGGCGAUGUCAACUCCGAGGAUGCCUCCGUUGAGAUCGUUUUGUCCAUGCUUGGUUUGCCCGAGGUCUACCACAGGCCCCCUGUCCUCGUCAUCAGCCUCGACUGGUGUGCCGAGCACUCAUCUUCCCUGGCGCACGUUAUGGCCGGCCUCGAGAAGAAAGCGAUCAUCACUCACGUCAAGGACAAGGCUUCUGCCCUUUCCGCCAUCGACAACUCCAAGUUCGACGCGAUCUUCGUUACCGACGCCGGUAUCGAGCACAUCGAGGCCGUCAAGGUCCUCGCCUCCCUCGUCGAGUACGCUCUCCAUGGCGGUCUCGUUGUCUUCGGUGGCCAGUUCGCCUCCCAGGUCUCCGCCGUCGAGCUCGACACCUUCUUCCGUCGUCCUUGGGGUCUCUCAUGGACCUGCGGCUCCUACUCCCGCAUUGUCAGUACCUUGAACCCACGCCGUGCUGACAUCCUCAAGUCCGGCGACAACGAGAGGCUCACGUUGUCCUACGGCAUGAAGGCGUUGCAGAUCAGGGUGUCCUCCGCCGAGGAUGUCUUCUACGGUGUCGCGGAUACCAAGGCUCCUGUCAAGCCCUUCACUGCACCACCAGUCCUCGAUUACGAGGAGGCUCCGGUUGUGUUCUCAAGGAUCGGGAAGGGUGGUGUAGGAUAUGUUGGGGACGUCAACAGCGAGGAUUGCUCGACGGAGGUUGUGUUGAAGUUGCUCGGGCUUGACCGUUGCGUCUUUUGAAACUCACGAUCGAUCGACCUCUUUCCUUUCUCAUAUUCAUGACAAAAGUGUGGCGAUUUCUACUUCUUUGAUAACGGGCUGGAAAUCACUCAUUGGCAAUGUUGGGGCACGUUGUCGGUGAAGAAGGCCAUGUCUCUGUUCAAUAUCAUCACCGUAAUUACUUGCACCUAUGUUCCCCUGCUCUCAUGACCCCUCUAUGGCAAUGCAUUUUUUCAUGUCUCG
This is a messenger RNA of Stereum hirsutum FP-91666 SS1, 2344 nucleotides long. RefSeq lists its product as uncharacterized. Bases 167 to 2122 code for a protein of 651 amino acids. NCBI's taxonomy places the organism in Eukaryota, Fungi, Basidiomycota, Agaricomycetes, Russulales, Stereaceae. The record is from RefSeq and is a predicted model, not a curated record. The transcript has 5 exons.